AUGGAAGUGACAGUGUGCUGGUUCCAGGCACAGGCUUUAAGGGCUUCAUGCUUCUGCGUCACUGUUAAAAAGUACCACCCCACCGCUGGCAAGCUGCGCCAGCUAGUGGGCGGAUCAGGCGGGCCCGCGAAUGAGGACGCGUACGCGGGGUGGGGUGAUCAAGUAUGCAGACGCGUACACAGCGUGAGCCGGGUGCGGGAACGGGCUGUUUUCGGAGCAAUCGGUGGAGUCGUGGCCGUGGCGGCGGUGCCCUUGGCCCUCGGUGCCUUGGGCUUCACCGGGGCUGGCAUUGCGGCCUCCUCCGUAGCCGCUAAGAUGAUGUCUGCAGCCGCAGUAGCCAACGGUGGUGGAGUUGCCGCUGGCAGUCUGGUGGCUACUUUGCAGUCUGUGGGGGCAGCUGGACUCUCCACAUCUUCCAACAUUCUCCUGGGCACCACUGGAUCAGCUUUGGGGGCCCUUAUGGGGGGUUCAACAAAGAAGCCCCCACACACAACUAAACCGUCAUCUGGAGAUGAGGACUCAGCUGAAGAAGCUGAGGAAGGGGACCUGGCUGAAGAAGCAGAAAAUGUGCCCAAAGUUAAACCUCCCAACCCCCUGCUCAGAUCCAAGAAGCAUGAGAAAUAA
Chrysochloris asiatica (Cape golden mole) is the source of this 624-nucleotide messenger RNA. RefSeq names its product interferon, alpha-inducible protein 27-like 2 (gene IFI27L2). The transcript has 5 exons. Gene Ontology annotation, cellular component: mitochondrion; membrane. The record is from RefSeq and is a predicted model, not a curated record. Lineage: Eukaryota; Metazoa; Chordata; Mammalia; Afrosoricida; Chrysochloridae. Gene Ontology annotation, biological process: apoptotic signaling pathway. Bases 1 to 624 code for a protein of 207 amino acids.